Messenger RNA from Lycium barbarum (goji berry), 660 nucleotides. RefSeq names its product transcription factor MYB1R1-like. Bases 1 to 660 code for a protein of 219 amino acids. NCBI's taxonomy places the organism in Eukaryota, Viridiplantae, Streptophyta, Magnoliopsida, Solanales, Solanaceae. Gene Ontology annotation, biological process: response to ethylene; response to auxin; response to gibberellin. Gene Ontology annotation, molecular function: DNA binding. The transcript has a single exon. The record is from RefSeq and is a predicted model, not a curated record.
AUGGGGAGCAGCAGUAAUAGCAUUAAACUAUUUGGUGUUGUGAUCAGUACUACUAGUACUGAGAAUAAUGAUUUACGAUCAAGAAACAAGAAUAGUAAGGGAACAAGAUGGAGUGAAGAUGAACAUAAAGCAUUCUUGAUUGGAUUGGAGAAUCUUGGGAGAGGAAAUUGGGCUGCCAUUGCUAAAAAAUUUGUGCCAAGCAGAACGCAUACACAGGUUGCGAGUCAUGCCCAGAAAUAUUUUGCACGACUUGAGGCUGAAAAAGAUAACUACAACAAAGCAGUGAUCAAACGUCACAAGUCCAGUGUCUUUGAUAUUAGUAGUAAUUUGGAAGAGUCGUCCUCUACUUCACACAUUUGUUCGUCGAGAAGCGUUGUCGUUCCUUUGAAGGAAAAUAACAAUAAAGGCAAAGAACCAUUGAAUCAAGAAAGUCCAAUUUCACCAAUGCCAAUUAGCUACAAAAUUCCAGGCUUCCCUCCCAUCCCUAUGGCUUACAAUCAUUUGCAAGGGGUUUCGUUUAAUGGAAGCUAUGCCUAUGUUCCCAUGGCAAAUUAUAUGUUUGCUACACCUAAUUUUGUCUCAUCAUCUAGCAAUGCAACACCAGACCAACCUGAUCGUCCGUCCGAGGACAAUUUAGAUCUAACUCUUCAGCUAUUUUAG